AUGCCGUUCUUUCAGCCACCGGGCGCAGAACAAAAACGCUGGCCUCAUAGGGCCUCCCAUGCGGCCAGCCAGAAAACCGUGACAAAUGCCUUUGAGGCCUGGUGGGACCAGGACUGGCUUACACCCGAAGCCCGGGAGACACGGCUCCAAGAGCCAGAAAAGAUGGGAAAGAAAACCCAAAAACCCCAGGUACAAACAUCAGGGAGAGCUCAUGACAUUGGCACACUGCUCCAACAUGCACGCAAGCACAGGGAGCAAGACCGGGCCGCAACUGAGGCCUCUAAUUCUCAGGAAGCAGAAGGGGGAUGGUGGACACUCCAGGGUCUCCUACAACUAGACUCCCAGCCCCAUCUACCCCAGCAAGCACGGUCCCAGCGACAAAACAAGACAUAG
This is a messenger RNA of Pelobates cultripes (western spadefoot toad), 393 nucleotides long. Lineage: Eukaryota; Metazoa; Chordata; Amphibia; Anura; Pelobatidae. The record is from the annotation of a GenBank genome assembly.